AAUUAUCAGUACCGGGUAGAUAGCCGGUGAGGCGGCGGCGUUAUGUGUUUUUAGUGACUUACGAUACGCGCGCCGCCUCUGCGUGAAUUUCUGUAAUUUUGUAAAUAAUUUUAUACAUUUACUACAGUUGUACUAUGUUAUAUUUGGUGGACUUAAUUUAUGUUAAGAACUUAAAAAAUAUUUAUAGGAGUGCUUCGUUAUUAUACAUAUUUUAUACAAACGACACUUACAUGAGUGAAUUUGUUAAUAAUUCAUAUUAAUAUAUAAAAUAAUUGUUGGAUUGUUAAAAAAACAUCAAUACUAGGUGAAAAAAUAUCAAACGCUAUAAAGUGCUAGUAUGUUGUGCGUGGUUAAUUAACGAAUUUAAUCGGUUAAUAUUGUAAAUUCCUAAAUAGGAGACUGUGAAAGUACGAGUUUUGAUGAUUUCAAAAUCGACAAUGGCGGAACGAGAGCGACCCGCAAAAACCCCCAUCAGGGUGGGAUUUUAUGACAUAGAGAGAACCAUUGGCAAGGGUAAUUUUGCCGUCGUUAAAUUAGCACGACAUCGAAUAACGAAGACUGAGGUAGCAAUUAAGAUAAUAGAUAAAUCACAACUAGAUGCCAGCAAUCUUCAGAAAGUCUACAGAGAAGUGGAUAUUAUGAAACGACUGGACCAUCCUCAUAUUAUUAAGCUCUAUCAGGUCAUGGAAACGAAGAACAUGAUAUACAUAGUCUCAGAGUACGCGAGCAAGGGAGAAAUCUUCGAUUACAUCGCGAGAUAUGGUCGAAUGGCAGAGCAAGCGGCGAGAAGAAAGUUUUGGCAAAUUCUGUCGGCAGUGGAAUAUUGUCACGAGAGGCGGAUUGUACAUAGAGACCUCAAAGCGGAGAAUUUGCUUUUGGACGCAAACAUGAACAUAAAGAUAGCAGAUUUUGGGUUCAGUAACUACUACGCCCAGGGAGAACUACUUGCUACUUGGUGCGGUUCUCCGCCUUAUGCCGCCCCAGAGGUCUUUGAAGGCAAGCGGUAUACAGGACCGGAAAUAGAUAUAUGGAGCCUCGGUGUAGUGCUAUACGUGUUAGUAUGCGGGGCACUGCCUUUCGACGGCUCCACACUACAAUCGUUGAGAGACAGAGUGCUCUCGGGAAGAUUUAGGAUACCCUACUUCAUGAGUGAAGAAUGUGAGUCACUCAUUCGUAAGAUGCUAGUACUGGAACCAAUGAAGCGAUACACUAUUGAGCAGAUAAAGAAACACAGAUGGAUGUCGACAGAACCGUAUGUGGUUCCAACCAUAUCUGGAGAUCCAAUGAGGAGUCCGGCUCAUGUGGCUCAUAGCCAUGAACCCAACGAGCAGGUGCUACGGCUUAUGCAAAGCUUGGGUAUCGAUCCCAUUAAAACUAAGGAGAGCCUUCGGUCGAACAGUUACGACCACCACGCGGCCAUCUACCUGCUGCUCUUGGAGCGGCUAAGAGCCAGGGCCAGCCUCAGUGAGCGAAGGCCUACGCGCAGACCCUCCUCAGUCGCGGACCAGGCGCUGGCGAGGGACCUUCAGGAUAGGCGGGAGCAUCACAAUAGAUUACUACACAGUGGCGAACAGAGAGACUUCAACAGAACAAACAUGCCUGCAACUUCUGACUCAACUUCAGAAACUCAGCGUCUUUUAUCCCUUGCCGGGGUCAACAUGACCGAGCAAAGACUGCUUCAGAGAAAUUCUGACCCCUCAGACACACACAGAAGUUUCCUAGUCAACGACCGAUCGCACGAAUCUGAUUCCACAAGACUUCUCUCUAUGAGAAACGUUGACGUGGCACAAUCGAACCAACGGCUAGGAACCAAGCUCAACGAUACUCCCACGCAUAAACUUCUCACUUCAACAUAUGAGCAACAACAGAACAUACUAAAACAAUCCAGUGAAGAUUGCCGACGGCUUUUGCAACAGUCGACGACAGUUGGCCCUGACCCCAAGACAGCAGACGGAAGGCUGUUAACAUCGUCCAGCUUCGAUUCUAAAUGUGCAAUUGAUUGCGGAAGAACGUCUGCAGCUGAUAAUAAUGCAAUUGCAAAUUUUCUCCAAAACUCCGCUUCGGCAACUAAUUUCAACUUGGAUUCCAUGAAGAUGCCUAAUUCCACUACAUUCACCAUGUGCUCUGAAGCUGCGAAACUUAUGAACACAUUGCAGCAGUCUCCCUUACCCCUUAAGGGUACUGUCAAUUUAAGCACUAGCCCGAUUCCGUCUCAGUUUACUGAUACUAAACUGAGUAGUGUGUUAGAACAGCCGAAACCCCUUGAAUCGAGUAGGCUCGUCGCCGCCCAAGAUAUGAACAGGUUACAAACGAGCACGCCGCCAUUCAAAGACUACAUAAAUCAUAUCCCCUCCUACUCAUACCUACAAAAUACAUUGCCACAAAUGCCUCCCGAAAGUAAUUUGUCAGCUGCGAGUGAACUUUACCAGAAUACUCUGUACAGACCUGAUAGUAAAUUCUCUUUAAAUAGAUACACGACCGGACAAACAUAUACCCAGGCUCUGCCUGGUACAUCAAGUGAUGCGACAAAAUUUCAGCAGCAAUAUUCCUCCUCCACAGACGAAGGUUGCGAAACAGAUAUGGAGGAUGUGAACGCUUCAAGCGGGGUCCAAAACAGAUUAAGUUCCUACGCUAGCUCCAGCUCCAGCAGCGGUGUAGUUACGUUUUUUAACAAUAAGAGCCUAAGUCAAAAUUUGAGUUGUGAUUCAUCGCAGAGCAACUUCUCUGCGUUCGAAAGUAUCGACUAUCAACUCUCCGAUUGCUCGAGCGAACUUGCUAGCAGUUUACCAAGUUGUACGUCCAACGAGGACAGAUUGUCGUAUGAGAACAGCUCUCUCGUAAAUACGAGUCCAAUGCAUCCGUGUGUUUAUAUAUCGUCGUACAAUAAUAAAACGGCCGGCACCGGAUUUAUAGCGCGACAUAAUCCUCUUAACUACCAAUCCACUAAUAAAAGUUGUCCUCGAGCGAUAACUAGGAGUCCGGUCGAUUUUAGAGAAGGUCGACGAGCAAGUGAUGGGUUAGUGGCACAACAAGCCGCACAACCCGACGAUGCCCAGAAAAAUAGUUUGGCAUUCAACAGUCAAAAAUUAAAUGAGAAUUGCAAAGCGAAAGGUGUUCUAGAACUGCACUUGGUACAAAAAGAGGCUCAGAAACUGAAAACUCAGUACCAAUCGACGAUACCAGCAGAGGAAAUGACUCAGCGGCAAAUUCAGCAUAAUCAAUUCGCCGCUUCGUUCACAACAUACUUAGAUACCAAAAAUCCUACACCAAAGCGAAUUAGUCUACCUGAAUCCUUCAAUUACUCGAGCACGUCGCCCCCAAUGCCGGCAAGUCCGAAAAUGGUCGCUCAAUUGCAAGAGAAUUCAGAGUUGACACACGGCGUGUCUGUUCCUCAAGUCAAGCCGCCUUUGCAACAACAGCUCAUGCAACACAGGCUUUUCCAGCAAAAACGUCAAUUACUUCAAAAGCAAAUGACUCCACCAAAUGUUCCCGUUCACGAAAUGACCGCUCUACAUAAUAUACAAGUUGGUUUAAGCAGGCGGCAGAUGCUUCGUCAACAGAGCUAUAAAAUUGCCCAACAGCAACCGGUCUUACCACCUUUACCUUUGACUGAAUCAGAAAGUAGAGAUUUACUAGCAUUUCAGGCAAUAGUGGAAGACCCUAACAGAGUGAAGCACAAAGUUGAGGACGAAGAAGAUGCCAAAUUCUACCAAGGUUCAAUGGAAAUAAAUAUAAUGAAGGAUAGAUUGGGUAACGAGAAUUGGUCCAAUUUGCCAUCUAGUCUUCAAACCGCCUGUCAGAUUUCCGAGCUGUCCAGGCGUGACGUGAAAGACUCUCAAGAAGGAGAAAGUUCCUUGGACGCUCCACUGUGGCCAGGACAAUGGAAUGCCUCACUGUUUCCACCACAGACUUGCUUUCAGCCCAGCUGGCAAGGCCAUAGUCUGCCGCCCAACACCAAUAUGUUACCGCUUAGUGAAAGUCCGAUUCUGGAACUUACUGAACAAAUGGAGUCAAUAUAAAGUAUAUUUUUUGUAGACUUAACUUUGCAGUUUCUAUUAGCAAUCGCUAUCUAGGAGUGGACAAAGACAUCCUAAGACAAGCUAUAUUAUCGAUUUUCUUUUGUCUAUUUAUACAAGUUCAUUGGCAAAUAAGUUGGAGCGAACCAUUACUCACCAUACAAAAGUUACAUGCUAAGUUUUUGAAUCUUACUAAGAGUAAGGUCUACAGAGACCUAAGAGUUUAGUCAGUUUCGAAAUAUCUCUCAUUCGUCCUAUGACAUAAAAAAGAUUUUCUUAGCGCCCCUGAAUCUUACCAUAAAUGUAUUAAAUUUUUGUAGUUCGCGAUCAUACUCCUAGAUGGCGUUGUAUACAGAAAAUUUUCCUAUUUUAACGACCAUUUAAAUUAGUUUUAAUUAAGGACGUUCUUUGAAAUGUGAUUCAAUACAUUCCGUUACAUUAGUAUUACUGUUUGUUACAUAUUUAGAAAUAAAUAUACCGUUAUUUAAGACACUAAAUAAGUAGAAAUAUAUGCAUAAUCAUCACAAUGUGUAAACAUAACAUUGCACUAAAUACAAAAAAAACAUACCCUUUCCCGUAAAGGGGUUCGGUUAGGUAUAAAACAAUGAGACAAUAUUAUAAAUUAGUAUUAAUAAUAAUAAUCACGUAUUAAUUCGUUUGUAAGCAUUUUAAGUAAAUAUUUGUGGUGGCUGUUUGAUAUUGCCAAUGUCAGGCGAAAAUGGCGCGAAUAUUAUAGUGAUAUUUCACCAGUUACCACAAUUUUGUUAUCUAUGCGAUACCUUGUAAAUAAUAAUCUACCUCCUAAAGUUAUAACCGUUAGUUUUAGGCAACAAGACUGAAUUCUGUGUCAAUUCAGAAUGCUAUGCGUCUUUCUAUCAUCUAAAAAACGAACGGGGUAAAAAAAUAAUGUUGGCAACACUGUUAGAAUUUCCAACGAAUUGGUUACUGCUUAUGAAAACUACUAAAACUUAUAUUCCUUGUUAGACAGUUUUGCCGUGAUAUUGUAAUUUACACAACGUUGUAUUUGCUUAAAACUUUUUUUACACAAUAUACACGAUUGAAAGGGACCGGACCGAUAACUGUCAAAGCUCAACAGUGUUGCCCUCAUAACUGAGCUUGUUUUAAUCCCUAUUAAUGUUAUAAUGAAAAGAUAUUAACAAGGGUAAAUAAAACGAAACAAGUUACAUCGAUUUUUAACACGAUAACCACGAAACCAAUCAUUACAACAAACUGGAAUAAAAUCAAGAGUAAAUUGCUAAUUUACUUCAAAGAUGAAGCUAGCUAAUAAUGUAGCCGUGUGAUGUUAAAGUUCUGUAGUUCUUUUGUAGUUUCAAAAUAAUAUAGACAUAUCAAAGUAUCUUAGAUCAUAACUGGUUAAAAAUUUGAAUUGGCUUCAAAAGUAACCAAGAAAUAGUUGCAGCGUUGAGCAAAAUGGCGGUUCCUUAGUACUUUAAAUUAAAAUAGACACUAUACUCAGACUCGUUCAUUAAAAAUACAAUUAUUUUACAAUAGAAACAAUGACAGCUAAACUGCUCUCACUGCCCUUUGCCUCCUUAAACCAGCCGUCAACUCAUUAGACAUGUACUUUCGAAGGUGAGUUGCACCGUUCUUUAGUUAUAUAGAGAUAUUUUUUUGAACGAUUCUGAGUACGGCCAGUUGAUUUAAUUCCUAAAUGUAAUGUCAAUUGACCUUCAUUACAACUAUGUAAUUAACGUAAUACAUACAAUAGUCCUUUCGGAUUAACAGGCGUAUUUUACUAGUAAACAAAAAAAACCACCAACACGUCCUAUACAUUGAAAUAUCUAUAAUAAAUAAAUUCGAUUAAACAUUUUUUUUCAUACUAACAGUAUUACGAAUUCAGGUGAUUUCAGACAAAAUGAUUCUUAUAAUAAACGAAGCUUUAUCAAACCAUAACAAUAACUUACAUUCGUAAGUAUUUAAGCGUGUAUCUUUUUUAGCAAACGUAGUGUAGGUGUUUGGAAGCUUUUACACAAUUAGACAAAUAUUGCCAUUGUAUUAUAAUCCGUCAUUCAGCAUAUUAAUAGUCAAUUUUAUAAAUUAAUCAAUGUAGCAUACCGAGUAGCUUUGUAACUGCUUGAACACCCAUCUUAUUCAUACACUAAGCCUCCGUUAUUGUAUGUUUUGUCCCUAUCACUCUCUUUUCACUUUACAAUAGAAACGUGACAAAACAUGGGGCAUAUGUUUAUGAAUACGACUGCCGGACUUCUUUAAGAAAUCUUUUGUAAUAAUUUGUUGAUGGAUAUUUAAACACUAGCCAAUCGUCACGUAAGCAAUAAUAAGAUAAGGUUUUGGCAUUAGUUUGGAAAUUUGUCUGCAUUUUGGGUGUAUUUUUUGUGCUAUUUUGGUUGUGAUACGAAAGUUUGU
Messenger RNA from Pieris brassicae (large cabbage white), 6401 nucleotides. It is a transcript of the gene Sik2, whose product is annotated as serine/threonine-protein kinase SIK2-like. The record is from RefSeq and is a predicted model, not a curated record. Gene Ontology annotation, molecular function: protein serine/threonine kinase activity; tau-protein kinase activity; ATP binding. Lineage: Eukaryota; Metazoa; Arthropoda; Insecta; Lepidoptera; Pieridae. Gene Ontology annotation, biological process: intracellular signal transduction; microtubule cytoskeleton organization; protein phosphorylation. The coding region runs from base 420 to 4019 and encodes 1199 amino acids. The transcript is spliced from 10 exons. Gene Ontology annotation, cellular component: cytoplasm.